AUACGAUUUUGGCAUUGGAAACAUUUCAUAUGCAAAUGGCAAUAUAUAAGGAAACGAGAAGCGUCUUUGUUCGUAUUUGCGACUAAGAUAUCGAUCGAUUAAUACGUGCCAUUCAAAUAAGCCGGAACGUUAACAAAAUCUAAAAAAAUGACACGAUUAAUCAUAUUAUUAUGCGUUGUUGCGUAUGUUGCAGCUGAUGUCAAACAUCUGACAGAUAAUAAUGUCGACUUGUUCAAAUACAACCCCAGUGAUGUGUACACCCUUCCGGAAGAUAUUGACGACGAUAAACCAGCAGUCGUGUACAGUGGCGACGUAAUGAAAGCUAAAGUAGAUAAAUUGCAAAAUCUCAGCGGAAACAAGAAAUUCAAAUUAGAAUUGAAAACACAAAACGGUAUCGAGGUAGCCAGUGUUGGCAAAUUGAAGGAUGACAAGACAUUCGUUGUAAGUGGUUCGUACUCCUUUACCGGUGCGGACGGUAAACGCUACAAAACAAGAUACACAGCUGAUGAAUUCGGCUAUCACCCCAUCACAGAACUUGACUUGGAUAUUCCAGAACCUCAGCCUCUUGAUAAGAACGCAGGAAGUCUUAACAACAAAUUUGGCUUGGACAACAAGAGAAACCGAUUCCAAUUCCUAAAUAAUGAAUUGCAACCUGAGCCAUCGAGAGGUAGUGGCCAAAGUGGAGAUGACUACAGCUAUGGAGAAGGUUACGACUACCAGCCACCAAGUCAGCCCUUGAUAUCGGAUCCAUCCCGGCUAUACCUUCCAGUGCAAUAAAGAAACCCCAUUCACUUUAGUCUCUAAGUCAUCCCCCAUAUUACCUUUAGAGAAUGAUUUGCUAUUUAACAGCAAAUCAAAAAGGCUUCUUACACCCCAAAAAAAAAAUAUUCAAAACACAUAUGUACACAUUACAAAACAUAUUUUAAGAAUAUCAAAUAAAAAUUACAAACAUAUUUAAUUUAAAGUGAUAUUAGAAAUAAAAUCAAAAUUGGAUUAAUA
This is a messenger RNA of Musca domestica (house fly), 999 nucleotides long. RefSeq lists its product as uncharacterized. The transcript is spliced from 5 exons. Bases 148 to 777 code for a protein of 209 amino acids. Lineage: Eukaryota; Metazoa; Arthropoda; Insecta; Diptera; Muscidae. The record is from RefSeq and is a predicted model, not a curated record.